Portunus trituberculatus (swimming crab) is the source of this 4364-nucleotide messenger RNA. RefSeq names its product collagen alpha-5(IV) chain-like. Gene Ontology annotation, cellular component: basement membrane; collagen trimer. The transcript is spliced from 23 exons. Gene Ontology annotation, molecular function: extracellular matrix structural constituent. NCBI's taxonomy places the organism in Eukaryota, Metazoa, Arthropoda, Malacostraca, Decapoda, Portunidae. Bases 1 to 3699 code for a protein of 1232 amino acids. The record is from RefSeq and is a predicted model, not a curated record.
AUGGCUUCCCUGGCCGGAAGGGUACACAAGGAGACAUCUGUAUUCCAUUUGAGAGAAGUCCAUGUGAGAGGAGACACUGGUAAUCCGGGUCCACCGGGGCUGUUUGGGCGUCCAGGACCACCAGGACUGGUGGGUCGGCGGGGUCCCAAGGGAGAGAGUGGUAAUCCAGGACUUCCAGGAAUGAGGGGCAUUGAUGGAGCUCCAGGUUCUCCUGGAUACAGAGGAAGACCAGGCAUGAAGGGUGAGCAUGGUAAUCUCAUUCCUGGAAGCCUGACGAAGGGUCGGCGUGGUAGUGACGGCGAUACAGGAAUAAAGGGAACCAAGGGCAUACCUGGUGACUUGGGUGAAGAUGGUCCUAUUGGUGAUCGUGGUUUACCUGGAUCUAUUGGGGAUAGGGGCAUCCAUGGAGAGAGUGGCCUAUAUGGAGAGCGUGGUGAUCGAGGCUCAUCAGGAGUGGCUCAGAAUGGUGAUCCAGGAAUCCCGGGAGUGAAUGGUGUCAAGGGUGAGCCAGGUGAUGUGGGCUCACCAGGCAAACUUAGGCCUGAUAAAAUAUUUCUCCACUGGCCUGUAGGGCCAAAAGGACCCCCAGGUGACAGGGGGGAACCAGGUGUCCGAGGCUUCAAAGGUAAUAAGGGUAAACAAGGACCCAAGGGAGAGAUAGGCUUCUAUGGUAUAUCCUUCCCAGGAUCUCCAGGUCCGAAAGGUUACCGAGGCAUUCCCGGUGACAAUGGACAAUACGGAAGGAAGGGAGAGCAAGGAGACCCUGGCAUUCCAGGAAUUCCUGGACGCCCAGGCAUCAAAGGUGAAGAAGGUGAGGAUGGCAUCAGUGGACUGCUUGGUCCAUCAGGAAUACCAGGUCAACCAGGACGAAAGGGUGAGCCUGGGCUGGAUGGCUAUGCUGGAUCAAAAGGAUACUUUGGUCUGCCUGGUCCGCCUGGCUUCCGAGGAGCCAAGGGAGCUCCAGGAGAAGAAGGAUUUUCUGGCCCAAAGGGUACCAAGGGAGAGGUUGGUGACAGCAUCAAGGGUCGGCCUGGUGUGGCAGGCAUACCUGGGCCUCCAGGCAUCUUUGGUACACCAGGCAGACAAGGUUUACGAGGCAACCCGGGCCUGCCAGGACCCAGAGGUUACAAGGGUUCUCGAGGGGAGCCAGGGUUUGCUGGCUUGAUAGGAAUCAGAGGAGACAAAGGCCAGAGUGGUUUCCGUGGAGGCCAAGGUCUGCCAGGAAGGAACGGAAUUAUUGGCGUUAAGGGAGAGGCUGGCUUGAUGGGUGUUCCAGGCAUUCCUGGUGAGAGAGGUGUUGAUGGUGUGCCAGGUCGUCCUGGCUCCAAGGGAGAGAUUGGAGACAGAGGACUAUUUGGUGAGAGAGGCUUCCCAGGCAUUCCUGGAACCAAAGGUCUGAAAGGAUUCAUGGGGGAACGAGGAUAUCGAGGACCUCCGGGUUUGAAUGGCACCUUUAGUGGCCAUGGGGAAACUGGAGACAUAGGACUGCCUGGUCUUGAUGGUCCUCUGGGUCCACCUGGACCAAGAGGAUCACGGGGACCACCAGGACUGCCAGGAAUUAACUAUCAGGGAGCCAAAGGACGUCUUGGCCUCAUUGGUCGUAAUGGCAUCACAGGGAAACAGGGCUUACCAGGACUCAAGGGAAAAUCUGGCCGGCCUGGUAUCCCUGGAGAGAUGGGUGAACCAGGUGAGAUUGGUCCUCCAGGAACCAACGGAAGGCCUCCAGGUAUAACGGGCAUACAAGGAUCUAAAGGUACCCGUGGUAUCCCUGGCAGACCUGGUUUAAAAGGUCUUCCAGGUGAUCCAGGCUUCCCAGGCCUUAAUGGAAGGUAUGGUCAGAAGGGUGCCAGGGGCCUGCCAGGAGAUCGUGGCCUGCCAGGUAUCACUCAGGGUGUAGAGCCUGCUGAGCUUGGCGAGCCUGGCCUACAGGGACCACGUGGUAUCCGAGGAAGGGAUGGCUUGCCAGGCUUGCCAGGUAUCAAGGGUCUGGCAGGUAACCCAGGCCAGGCAGGCUACCCUGGGCAGCCAGGACAACCAGGGCAGCGAGGUGAUGUGGGUGACAUGGGAUUUGAGGGCCCUGAAGGGACCCCCAGUGAGAAAGGUGAACGUGGUGAACAAGGCAGAGAGGGAUGGCCAGGUAGGUUUGGCCGGCCAGGAGUUCCAGGGCAGAAAGGUCAGCCUGGCAACUUUGGCACUGAUGGUCCACGAGGAGCUAAAGGAUUCCCUGGAGAGGCUCUGCCAGGUCGGCCAGGUGCACCUGGAGAUCAAGGAUUGAGUGGUUCUCCAGGAAGGAAUGGACUGCCAGGUUUGAAUGGGCCAGCUGGCCAAAUUGGACAGAAGAGCUUCGAGAGGGGUCCUCCAGGUUUCCAGGGCAGACCAGGAGUUGUGGGGUCAAAAGGUGAGCAGGGUGAACAAGGAAUUCCAGGCCUCACACAACCCCCAGGCCAGCCAGGUCUUCCUGGAGAUCCAGGUUUCCAAGGACUCCCAGGUCUGCCAGGAAGAAGAGGUGAUGUAGGCAUCAGUGGAUUCCCAGGGCUGCAGGGAAGACCUGGAAGUUUUGGUGCCAAGGGCCAGCAAGGAGACCCAGGACUUGAAGGCCAAGCAGGAAUUCCUGGUACUCCUGGGGAGAGAGGCGACCGUGGUGAUAUUGGUAACAUUGGCACCUCCGGCUUCAUGGGCAAGCCUGGACGUGAUGGUGGAAAAGGCAGCAUGGGUGCAAUUGGUGACAGUGGACGGCGUGGUCUACCAGGACUGCCAGGUGACAGGGGUCCCUAUGGAGAGUCAGGCGAGAAUGGUUUGCCAGGACUCCCGGGCCUACCAGGACCUCAUGGUGAUGCGGGUGAACCAGCUCCACCAGGUCCUCCCCCGCGGCCAAGAGGUUACCUCAUCACCCGCCACUCCCAAGAGGUGAACACCCCAUACUGUCCUGAGGGCACCACCACCAUGUGGGAUGGCUACUCCCUCUUACAUGUGAUGGGUAACCAUCGUGCACAUGGACAGGAUCUGGGUGCUUCAGGAAGUUGCCUCCGAAAGUUCAGUACAAUGCCGUAUCUCUUUUGUAAUCUGAACAACGUGUGCGACUUUGCCCAGAGGAAUGACUAUUCGUACUGGCUGUCCACCACUGAACCUAUGCCCAUGAUGAUGACGCCCAUUGAAGGACCUGACAUUGAGAAAUACAUUUCCAAGUGUGUGGUGUGUGAGGCGCCCUCUUUAGUCAUUGCAGUCCACAGCCAGACGCUUGACAUUCCGGACUGUCCUCAGGGCUGGGAUUCCCUUUGGAUUGGAUACUCAUUCAUCAUGCACACAGAUUCGGGAGCAGAAGGAUCUGGCCAGUCUCUUAUCUCUCCUGGAUCAUGCCUUGAGGACUUCCGUUCUAACCCAUUCAUUGAGUGCACAGGUCACGGCCGCUGCAACCUCUUCCCCUCUGCUUUCUCUUAUUGGCUGGCUACCAUCGAGCUGGAGCAACAAUUCCAAAAGCCUCGUCAACAGACACUCAAGGCCGGAAACCUGAAGUCACGAGUGAGUCGCUGCAACACCUGCAUGAAGCGGCGGAGAGGUUCCAUCCUUCCCCCACCAGUCACCCCCCCACCCAAUUACAGGACAGAUGGGUAUCGUCCUCGUCCUGACCCCUAUCCUGAUCGUAGUCCCUUUCCCUUCCCCAAUGUAGGUGAUCGCCGAGACGACUACUUUAGAGGUUAAGUUAUUGUAUAAAUUAUAGUAACACAGACUCACCUUAAUGGUUAAGUUGAAAAUUAAUUACUGAAUGCUGCAUGUUUAUAGCAGCAUUGUGCAUAUGUGCAGUACUGAGAGUAUGUGCAAAGUCCUGUUCAUUGUGGUCUUAAUAAGUGUCUCGCUGUUUGGCAAGAUUUUAGUCAUUAUGCUAGUGAUAUAAUCUUAUUGGUUAUCAUAAUUCAUAAUUAAUGUACUAUUUUGCUUUGACCAUAAUUGUUGCAAAGUUUUGCAAAUGCCUAUUUAUACUUAUAGCACAGUAAAAUUAGGUAGAUCUUUGGCCUUGAAAUUUAGUAAAAAUAGUCUGUUACAUCAGUUCAGAGUGUAAAGUUUAUCCUGCCACUCCCACCUCCAGCUCCACCUGGUACUCAGUGUAGCACAGAAAGGUGCUGGUAGGACAACAUGCCAAGUAUUAUAUGUCAAGGUACUUCUUAUCUCUUAAGUUAUAGUUUCUAUUCACUGCCAUAUUGUAUAUGAUACCAGUGUAAAUGUGUUUACUUUUCUACCUUUAAGAGAGAAAAUAUUGUAUAUAGUCAGAUUAUUAAGUAGUAACCACAAAUUUUGUAACUUCAUUACCUAUUAUUUUUCAUAUGAAGAAGAGGAAAAAUUCUUAGAAAAUAAAUAAUUUCAGAAAC